CUCCACCCCCACUGCUCUCGUUGUAAUAGGCUACCUACUUGGGUGGGCAUACCUUAUCAAGUAUCGAGCAGAUUGAGAAAGAGAGAAAGAGAAAUGGAGGAGAAAGUGGUGAAGUCGAGGUUCAAGCGAGUCUGUGUCUUCUGUGGGAGUAGUACUGGAAAGAGGAACUGCUAUCGAGAUGCUGCCCUCGAAUUAGGCGAAGAGCUUGUUUCGAGGAGGCUGGAUCUUGUUUAUGGAGGUGGGAGUGUUGGGUUGAUGGGUUUGGUCUCUCAAGCCGUUCACCAUGGUGGCGGCCAUGUUCUUGGGAUCAUUCCCAAGACUCUCAUGUGCAAAGAGAUAACAGGAGAAACUGUUGGGGAAGUUAAACCCGUUGCCGACAUGCACCAAAGGAAAGCUGAGAUGGCCCGCCAUUCUGAUUGUUUUAUUGCGUUACCAGGUGGGUACGGAACCCUUGAAGAACUGCUGGAGGUGAUAACCUGGGCUCAGCUUGGCAUCCAUGAGAAACCUGUGGGUUUGCUGAAUGUGGAUGGUUACUACAAUUACUUACUCACCUUCAUCGACAAAGCUGUUGACGAUGGUUUCAUCCAGCCUUCUCAGCGCAACAUAAUCGUUUCUGCUCCGACCGCUAAGGAACUCGUUCAGAAGCUUGAGGAAUAUGUGCCUGUGCACGAUCAAGUCGUCGCAAUGGCGAGAUGGGAGGUUGAGCAGGCGGAGUUUAUUGCAUCCCUGAAGAUUGAGAUUGCUCGCUAGAUAAGAGAGGGAAGAAAUUGGACAUCUAUUUUAUUUUUGGCUUUCCCAUCUUGUGCUUUUUUUUUCCCCUUCCUUUUCAGAUGCUCUUUGCUCUGAAUCCUUUUGUGAUUUUGUAUUUAUGCUUGUAUAUGAAACUGAAACAGAGCUGACAAAUUAGCAUUGAAAGGGAAAAUUUUUGUUUGUGUAA
Telopea speciosissima is the source of this 937-nucleotide messenger RNA. Its product is annotated as cytokinin riboside 5'-monophosphate phosphoribohydrolase LOG5-like. The record is from RefSeq and is a predicted model, not a curated record. NCBI's taxonomy places the organism in Eukaryota, Viridiplantae, Streptophyta, Magnoliopsida, Proteales, Proteaceae. The transcript has 7 exons. Gene Ontology annotation, molecular function: hydrolase activity, hydrolyzing N-glycosyl compounds. Gene Ontology annotation, biological process: cytokinin biosynthetic process. Gene Ontology annotation, cellular component: nucleus; cytosol. The coding region runs from base 94 to 750 and encodes 218 amino acids.